AUGGCAGUGAGUGAGGCAGGCGCAAUUCGGAAUACAGCAUUCGCUGCUUGCCAGGAUCGUACAACUAACUCUACGCUGGAGCGUCCUCAAGCGGAAAAGAAUACUUCGAAUUCCGCCCAAAAUAUCAAUAAGCCGGUUGAAUCUACGAUUUCUAGGAACCCAUCGCGUUCAUGUCUCUGCGGGGGAAACCAUCGCUACGCCCGCUGCUGGAUCAUAAAUGAAAGCAUCAGGCUCAAGGAGUUGGAUGAAAAAUGCUAA
Molecule: messenger RNA, 258 nt
Organism: Paracoccidioides brasiliensis Pb18
Exons: 1
Coding region: 1-258 (85 amino acids)
Source: RefSeq, a predicted model, not a curated record